This is a messenger RNA of Caenorhabditis angaria, 477 nucleotides long. The record is from the annotation of a GenBank genome assembly. NCBI's taxonomy places the organism in Eukaryota, Metazoa, Nematoda, Chromadorea, Rhabditida, Rhabditidae.
AUGAGAUUCCUUCUAUUUGUGUUGCUCUUCUCAACUUCUCUUCAAUUGGUUUCAAGCUUAACUGCACUUCAAGAAUCUGGCAAAGGAUUUUGGUUGUCAUAUUUGAAACAUCACAGUCAACGAAAUCCUGAAAUUCUUCAUCCAGAUUUUAAAUACUUCAAAAAUGGUGAUUUCAUAAUGAAUCGUGGUAAGAAUAGGUGUCAAAAUGAAUAUUUUGAGAGGAUUUCCAAAGUUUCAGAUCCAUAUGCAAAGUAUAUGAGAGGGCAGAGUGAAGAAGAGGUUCAGAAGUGGCGUGGAAUGUAUGAGGAACUGUCGAAACAAUCAAAUGUUCAAUGGGAACAAAAUUUCAAGUAUUUUGAUGUGCAAAUCGCAGGAGAGGGUCUUAUUUACUUUAAAGGACCUGGUGGGAGAUACACGUUGAUCGAAGCUAGAGGUAUUGAGGGAGGGUACCAAGUGUUGAAAAUGGAGUUUUACUAA